Choloepus didactylus (southern two-toed sloth) is the source of this 3307-nucleotide messenger RNA. RefSeq names its product zinc finger DHHC-type palmitoyltransferase 7 (gene ZDHHC7). Bases 473 to 1384 code for a protein of 303 amino acids. Gene Ontology annotation, cellular component: Golgi apparatus; endoplasmic reticulum. Gene Ontology annotation, biological process: protein targeting to membrane; peptidyl-L-cysteine S-palmitoylation. Gene Ontology annotation, molecular function: protein-cysteine S-palmitoyltransferase activity. Lineage: Eukaryota; Metazoa; Chordata; Mammalia; Pilosa; Megalonychidae. The transcript has 8 exons. The record is from RefSeq and is a predicted model, not a curated record.
GGCGCCGCUGACCUCGCCGGGUCCACUUCCGGGGGUCGAGCGGCCGCGCUCUCCCGGCAGGGAUCUGGGUUCCGGCAUCUGCUUGGCCGCCGCUCCCCUCAGACCCGCCCGGCGAGAUCCAGCCGAGCCGCGGCGCCCGCCCCGGUCCGGCCAUGAGCGCGGUCGCAUGAUGCAUCCCUGCCUCGGUCGCUUCAGCCGCCGCCGCCGCCGACGCAGGCCGGGAGGAGCCGCCGCGCCGGCGACCCCGCCUGGGCCUCGGAUCCUCUCACAUAGGACAGCAUGCACCUUAAGAUCCUGAAGAAAAGGCGCAAAAUGCUCAAGUAAUGUUUAGAAAUAACUUGUGAGAUUAUCUUUGUACAAUGGCCCAGGGUGAAUCGUAGCCGGCCCGGGCCAGGCGGCCUGUGCGUGUGUGCGUUUCCCCGGGGCCUGUGUGUUUCCUGUGCGUCCCUCUGCCCGGCGAGGCCGGGGAAUCAUGCAGUCAUCAGGACACAGGCUCCGAGACGUCGAACACCACCCUCUCCUGGCUGACGGUGAUAACCACGAGUCCUCCGAGGCUGAUGCGGCCAACAGGGUCUGGUUCAUCCGGGACGGCUGCGGCAUGAUCUGCGCCGUCAUGACAUGGUUGCUGGUCGUCUAUGCAGACUUCGUGGUGACGUUCGUCAUGUUGCUGCCUUCCAAAGACUUUUGGUACUCUGUAGUCAACGGAGUCAUUUUUAACUGCUUGGCGGUCCUCGCCCUGUCUUCUCACCUGAGAACAAUGCUCACCGACCCUGGGGCAGUGCCCAAAGGGAAUGCUACAAAGGAGUACAUGGAGAGUCUGCAGCUGAAACCCGGCGAAGUGAUCUACAAGUGCCCAAAGUGCUGCUGCAUCAAGCCCGAGCGUGCUCACCACUGCAGUAUUUGCAAAAGAUGUAUUCGGAAGAUGGAUCACCACUGCCCGUGGGUGAACAAUUGUGUGGGAGAAAAGAAUCAGAGGUUUUUUGUGCUCUUUACUAUGUACAUAGCUCUGUCUUCAGUCCAUGCUCUAAUUCUCUGCGGAUUUCAGUUUAUUUCCUGUGUCCGAGGGCAGUGGACUGAAUGCAGUGAUUUUUCACCACCAAUAACUGUAAUCCUGUUGAUCUUCCUGUGCCUUGAGGGUCUUCUGUUUUUCACUUUCACUGCAGUUAUGUUUGGCACCCAAAUCCACUCAAUAUGCAACGACGAAACGGAGAUUGAGAGACUGAAAAGUGAGAAGCCAACGUGGGAGCGGAGGCUGCGGUGGGAAGGGAUGGAGUCUGUCUUUGGGGGGCCCCCUUCCCUCCUCUGGAUGAAUCCCUUUGUAGGAUUCCGAUUUAGGCGACUGCAAACGCGAACCCGGAAAGGAGGCCCGGAGUUCUCUGUCUGAGGCUCCUCUCAUCUUGCUGGAACCUGCUGACAGACUUUAUUUGGGGUCUGAAAGGGUACCACUGGCUCAUCUGUGAUCAAUAGGGCAAACUGAACCUACUCAAACCAAUUGCUUGCAGCAAGCAGAGUUUUAUAUAUUUAUAGUCACAGGUGGCAGAUUUUCCAAACUAAUAACUGGAUGAUGCUCUAAUCAGUUUUCACCUGAACACCUAAUGAAAAGUGUGUGGCCACACGAAGAAGCCAAAUGUCAAUAUCUUCCUGCACAGUUAGGAUUUUUGUUAAGAAUACUUUGCAUUUUAUAAGAAGUUGUUUGGGAUAUUAUGUGGGUUAUUAAAACCCUGUGUACUGAGCUGCAUUUUUCAAUCAUGAAGAAAAAAUCAAUGUUGUGAACAAGAAUUCUCAGACUAGUGUUUCAGGGAAUUCCUGUUUCCCCAUGAUUCCUUAAUGCUCCCCCUUGAUCACAAAAGGGGCGUUUACUUGGAAAUACAUCUUGGUCUUGAUCAGCUCUUACACGUAUUUUGCACUGAAGUUGCAAAAGAUCUGGGCAGUGAACAGCACGGCGGCUUCCGGGUUCCAGGAACACUCCCCAGUGCUGCCCGAGAGGCGUCCCUCGACCCUUUCAGCAAGUCUCGUGUGCGUGCAUGUGUGUGCGUGCAUGUGUGUUUUUAAACCGGCAGUGUUGUUUAGACGAUAGAGCAUUUAACGGCUGUGUACAGCAAACAAGCUAUUUUUAGAAACCGACGUUUCAGGGACGAGGGGAGAGCUGCUACGGUGUCCCCUCCAGUGGGGUUGACAUGAAUGUAUUGCAGCCUGGAGAGCGUCUUGAUCCAAAGAACAGAGUCCCACGUGGUCUUCUGUUGCCCCCCUGUUUUAAUUUCAUUUUUAAAUUUUGGGUGCACGAGGACCCUGGCACUGAUUUUUUUGUUGUUGUUCCAGCCAAGUCUGUAAGAGAUGGAAGCUCACUGUGGCCCGCACACUUCACUGUAGCACACCCAGCAGGGACACGCAAGAGGAAACCAGGUGUUUGCCUUUUGGGGUCACUGAGAUGGUGCAGGGACCAUGGGCAGCAAGCCCUGUAGUGGGGGCGACGCUUCGCGCCUUGCUGACAGCUGACAGUAGGAAGCAGGUUAUGAAAACAUCGAAGCAGAGAGGAAUAUUCCAAAAGGAACUGCUGGCUUGAUUUUUGGAUUUCAUUUGUUUCUUUACCCAUGCCCCACCCCCCACCCCCCAUGAUAAAAUAGGAACGAACCUUGGUGCAGAGCUCAAAAUUAUGCCAGAAAGCAAACAGCUCCCCUCUUUGGAGACUUGCCUUAAACUUGCCUGGUUUGUACAUUUUUUUUGCCAGAUGCAUCAAGAAGCAAUCUCUAUAACAGAUUCUAGAGGUCUUCAUUUCAUUUUACCUCCCACACCAAGGAAAGUUGGUGUUUCCCUCCCAGUCAUUAUGCCUUCUUAUCUGUGAACUUUUUUAAAAAAAUUAAUCUGUACCCUAAAUUCAUCAGGGCUUAUACCACUGUUGAUGCAAAGUCACAAUGGGACCUACUUGAUACACAGUCGGUAGCCAAGUGAACAAAACCAUGUGACAUUCUGAAAUGGCAUCAGUCACUGCGGAACCACGUGAGCUGGGAGGGCACCAAGGUGGCCAGAGGAGCAGACACCCAUCGUGGGUGGCCAGGAGACACGGGCCUCCAGAGGUUGUUUUGCAUAUUCAUUUGCACAUCUGUUGUUUGGGUUGGACAUGUGUACUGGGCUUCAAUGUGAGACGUUUAGUAUGUAUAUCCUGUUUAUCAAUAAAAAAAUUAUCGAAGUGGUUGAAUCCUGUGCGACUUGGCAAGUGUGUGCAAGUCAAGUAUACUUGACUUUUGAGCUCUACUUUCAAUGUAACUUUUAUAUGAAAUAAAGUAACCAACUGAGAGUUCUCAAAGAA